This is a messenger RNA of Rosa chinensis, 1096 nucleotides long. RefSeq names its product proteasome subunit alpha type-5. The record is from RefSeq and is a predicted model, not a curated record. NCBI's taxonomy places the organism in Eukaryota, Viridiplantae, Streptophyta, Magnoliopsida, Rosales, Rosaceae. Gene Ontology annotation, biological process: proteasome-mediated ubiquitin-dependent protein catabolic process. The transcript is spliced from 10 exons. Bases 146 to 859 code for a protein of 237 amino acids. Gene Ontology annotation, cellular component: proteasome core complex, alpha-subunit complex; proteasome core complex; nucleus.
UACUCAGAAGGAGGACUAAGGCAAAGUAAAAACCCUUCUUCUCCAACACGAAAACCAUCUCAUAAAAUCAGUAGAGACCUCAUCGCUCCCGACCCAAAAUCAAAUUUCUCCUCAGAUCAAUCUCCAGGGUUUCGUAUCCACCAAGAUGUUUCUCACAAGAACUGAGUAUGACAGAGGAGUAAACACUUUCUCCCCGGAAGGUAGACUUUUUCAGGUUGAAUAUGCCAUUGAGGCCAUUAAGCUCGGUUCGACUGCUAUUGGGUUGAAGACAAAAGAAGGUGUUGUGCUUGCUGUGGAGAAGCGUAUCACUUCGCCUUUGCUGGAACCCAGCAGUGUGGAGAAAAUUAUGGAAAUUGAUGACCAUAUUGGAUGUGCCAUGAGUGGAUUGAUUGCUGAUGCUCGUACACUUGUUGAACAUGCACGAGUGGAAACUCAGAACCACAGGUUCUCCUAUGGUGAGCCAAUGACCGUGGAGUCUACAACGCAAGCACUUUGUGAUCUGGCACUACGAUUUGGUGAAGGUGAUGAAGAGUCCAUGUCUCGGCCAUUUGGGGUAUCUCUUCUCAUUGCAGGUCAUGAUGAGCAUGGGCCCAGCUUAUACUAUACUGAUCCAUCUGGCACAUUUUGGCAAUGCAAUGCAAAAGCUAUAGGUUCGGGUUCAGAAGGUGCAGACAGCUCUCUGCAAGAGCAAUACAGCAAGGACUUGACUCUUAAAGAAGCUGAGACAAUUGCUCUUUCCAUUCUUAAGCAAGUCAUGGAGGAAAAGGUGACUCCCAAUAAUGUUGAUAUUGCAAAGGUUUCGCCCACAUAUCAUCUAUAUACCCCUUCUGAGGUGGAGGAGGUCAUCAGUCGCCUAUGAGUCCUGUGAAUCAUUCUGAUUUGAAUCUGUUCUUGUCACUGUACUUGUUAUUUGGAGGUCAUUAAUUGCCCAUAAGGAUAUUCGGAUUUGUUUCCUGUUGGUAAUUUCAGUGCUAAAUCGGUGGCCUAAAUGAUAUAAUGGAACAUAAUGACAAUUUCAUGUUAACUGGAGAAGUUUAAUUUAGCCAUCAUGGUUUUUAUUUCUAAAGAGUGCUGGCUUUAUAGUUUUUACGGUUAA